GACGCCAUAUUGGAUAUUGGCAUUGUGAAUCUUCUUUUGUAUGACUGUGUGCGUCAGGGGACCAAAUUCACUCAAUUCGUGUUACAUUCGCGGUGAGAUUUAUCUGAAUCACCGUCAAUGUUGUGCUCAGUGAAAGCUGCUUUACAGAUUUUGUAUUUAAAAACCUGAACGUGUGUAGGAGCCAACCGUAAUCACGAAUCGGCUUCAGCCUGUGCUGGUUCUGACUCCGUGUAGGGGCGGUAUUAAGAAACUUCUACCCUUAUUUCUAACCAGAGGAAGGUCGAUAUUAUGGAUUUCCUAUCAAUUUUAAUUUAUACUAUGAGAUAGGGGAUUGCUAAUCCCUUCAUCCUUCGAGUUGGCUUGUUGUCUGACUUCAAUACUUGGUUUUUCCCAGAUUGUAUACUCAUAAAUACAAAAAUGUGGUCACCUCAACAGCAGCAAAACAUGUCUCAGCAACAGCGCACACUUGGCAUGACGUCAGCCAUCACCAUGGCUGGACCCAAGCAGCUCGAUCACGACAGGACUGAUGAACUUAUUGAAACUCUUGAGCUUUACAAUGUUUCAGUGACUGAGCAAGAACUAAAUCAUAGGAUGGAAAUAUUAAGCAAGCUAAAUAACUUAGUGAAAGAAUGGAUUAAAGAAACAAGUAUUAACCGCAACAUGCCUCCCAAUGUUGCUGAACAAGUAGGAGGGAAAAUCUAUACCUUUGGAUCGUACCGUUUAGGUGUACAUCAUAAAGGUGCUGAUAUUGACGCACUCUGUGUAGCUCCAAGACAUGUAGACCGGUCUGAUUAUUUCACUUCAUUCUUCGAUAAACUUAAAGAACAAAAGGAGGUCACUGAUCUUCGGGCUGUUCCAGAGGCGUUUGUGCCAGUCAUAAAGAUGAACUUUGAUGGAAUAGAAAUUGAUAUGUUGUUUGCUAGACUAGCUCUUAGGGAAAUUCCUGACUCCAUGGAUCUUCAAGAGGAUAUUCUCCUUAAAAACCUCGAUCCAAAAUGUGUCAGAAGCCUAAAUGGAUGUAGAGUAACUGAUGAAAUCCUUCGUCUUGUUCCUAAUGUAGAAAAUUUCAGAUUAGCUUUAAGAGCAAUUAAGCUUUGGGCCAAAAAACAUGGUAUCUACAGUAAUGCACUUGGAUACCUUGGAGGUGUGUCAUGGGCUAUGCUUGUGGCACGGACAUGUCAGUUAUAUCCUAAUGCUGUAGCUGCUACUUUAGUUCACAAAUUCUUUUUGGUAUUUUCUAAAUGGAAAUGGCCUCAGCCAGUAUUGCUGAAACAGUUGGAUGUUGUUAACUUGGGCUUCACAGUAUGGGAUCCUCGUGUAAACAUAGCAGAUAGAUAUCACCUCAUGCCUAUAAUCACUCCAGCAUAUCCUCAACAAAAUUCCACUUUCAACGUUUCAAUGUCCACCCGGACUAUUAUGGAAGAUGAGUUUAAAAACGGACUUGCUAUCACAGAUGAUAUCAUGGUUGGUCGUGCUACAUGGGACAAGUUAUUUGAACCUCCAAAUUUUUUUACCAAAUAUAAGCAUUACAUAGUGCUUUUAGCAAGUGCUGACACACCUGAAGACCAGCUUGAGUGGAGUGGUUUAGUAGAAUCCAAAAUUCGACACUUAAUUGGAAAUUUGGAGCGCAAUCAACAUAUCAAGUUGGCUCAUGUCAAUCCUGAGUGCUUUCCUCACUAUGAAAGUAAUGAACAAUCAUCAACCGCUCAACCAGCAACACCAAGUCCUUCAGACACUAGCAGCACUGAAGUAACCGAAAAAACAGCUGUCUCAGACAGUAAUCCUGUGGCUGAAACCCCUCCGGCCCCCAAUGUGACAAGUCCAGGAGUAACAACUCCAACACCUACUCCUCCACCAAGCACACCCAACACAUCAUCUAAACCAGGGAAAGAAGGACUAGGUUCUAUGUGGUUUAUUGGACUUGUUUUUGAGAAGACUGAGCACUUGAACGUGGAUCUCACUUAUGACAUUCAGUCUUUUACUGAAACAGUCCAUCGACAAGCCAUGCAAAUUAAAAUGAUGAAAGAUGGUAUGAAAAUUGAAGCCCGCUAUGUGAAAAGGAAACAACUGCAAAGCUAUGUGCCCCCUAAUCUUCUUAAAAGAGAACGCAAGACAAGUACAUCAAACUCAAAUCCUUCACAAACUCCAAGAAAUGGAACUGCUACACCUAUGAUGUCCCCAACUAGUGAAUCCAACAAAUCCAGUACUGCCAAUAAUGGUGCUUCAAAUAAGAAGCGAAUUUCUGAAAAUUCGUGUGAUGGCUAUUUUAAAAAGGCUAAGAUGGGUGAUGAAACCAGUGGGCAGGGAGAUGAAUCACCUAAUCAGUCUAUAGUACAAGGCGGAGAAGAUUCAAACUCAACUUCAUAUUCCUUGGACGAAUCUUCAAAUACCUAUGUAAACAUUGGUGAAACACACAAGAGUACAGAAACAGCAGGCUCUCAGAUAGUUGGAGCCAGCAAUAGUGCAGCACUGACAAAAGAGCAGGACACAUCAAGUGUUUUACAUGAAGGAUUCAUCUGUACAUGACCAAUCAAGAAGGGUGAUGUUCACCCUGUUGAGUUCAAGAAACCACAACCCAGACUUACAAAAGCACAUGAAUCUGAGAAAGGAAUGUCUAUUGGCCCUCCUAAAGAGCCUGUGAUUCCUCAUUGAGGACCUGUACAUUUGACUUAAUUGUUCACCAUUCAAGCAAAUGCUUGUCACAAGUGAAAAUGUAAAUCUAUCAUAUUAUUAUGAGUUGGUAAUUUAUACAAAGCCAACAAUUAGUCAGGUGAUCUUGCACUCAUCAUAUUAUCAUCUGUAGCCUGUACAAAGACUAUUUUGAGAUGAGUUAGGAAAUUAUUUUGUUAAGUUAUUAAGGUUCAAGAAGAAAUGUGAAGUUGUACACUUCAUAAAUGUAAAUAAUUUGAAUGUGGAAAGGAGCUAACCUGCCAUGUAUUGGCGUGCUCUGAUGUGCUGAAAAGGCAUUAUUUCCAUUAUUCUUUGACGUAGUGACUAAAAAUUCAACAAUGGAUUUAUGUCAUGAGAAUUUAUGUAAUAUUAAAGAUUAUGAAUGUAACCUCUUCAUCAAAGUCUCUUUCUACUUGAUCCUUACUCGUUCAAAAAAGAAAAUGGCAAAAAAAGAUAAAAAGGGGGAGGGGUUUUGAGUUCUUUGUAUAUUUGGUGUAGUAUUGAGCUUAUAUCUGAUGGUUCUGUAUAGUUGCUCAAUGGUGAUAUGAGUGACAUAAUGCCUCCUUUUAUAGUAGUCAAGGGUGGUAUCUAUAGGUGAAGUGUUAAUUUUGUUGUUGUACAUGUUUGAGUGCUUGUUUUUUUUUUUUUUUUUUUUUUUUUAAUGACUACCUUUCAAGCUUCUUGUGAAACUUUGUGGCAGAAAUAACAAUGCACUCAAAAGUACGGAAUUUCAGAAUUUUGAUAGAAAUAUUGGUGUGUACUUUGGAUUGUAACCUGUUUUGAUUUUAAUGAAAAGUUAAGGGCACAUGUGUGUGGAUCAAUGCAUUUUUUGAAUGAUCUAUUUCAUCAACACAAAUAAUGCAAGAUUAAGGUUUUUUUUCCAGCCACAGUCUCUCUUAAAAUUGACUUUGUGCGCUAUAUCUUUUGGAUUUGAUACCUCUGGAGUAUGAGACAUUUUACUCCUCUUGGCUAGACUUAGUGAGUAUCUUUCAUUGACCUUAUUGCAAAAUGCCAUUCAUAAAAAAAAAAAAUUUUAAAGAUUGCCACUGGCUUUUGUAACUUAGAUCAUUUGGAGUAGGUACAAAAGUGGCAUGAAGUGUUUUUCUUAUUGUUAGACACAGUUAAAAUUAGUUACUUUGGAUUAUUUACCCACUUUUUUGAUAAAUCUUUUUUGUUAAUUAUUCACAGAAAUCAUGUCACUCUGUGAAAACAACCACCAAUUUAUUUUGUUUUGUGUGAUCAAUGACGCUGAAUUGAAGUAAUUCCUUGUAAAUUAUUUGGUGUGCUGGUGAAGAGAGUGUUAAGUGUCACUGUAUCAUCUCAUAGCGCCCCAUCAGUUUUAAUUUUAUUUAUUAUUUUUUUUCUUUUUUUAAUAUUGCAAUUAAGAACUGUCCUUGUCCUAUCCCGUUGGCUUGUUUUGACUGAGUUCUCCUGACCUGAGUUGUCUGGAAAGGUGACAGCUGUGCAAUUUGAUAAUGAUAUGUACUGUACUUGCCAAAAGACCAUGCCUUGUUCCAUUUUUCUUUGAAGGUGUUGAUUCUUUGAUUUCUGUUCACUCCCAAGCUUAUCAACUGAACACUACAGAAGAUGCUGAAGCACAGAACGGUUGAAAGGGGGAAAGAUGGUGCUUUAAACUAUUGCCUAAUUAAUUUCUCUCUCAAUUGUUUUUAACUUUUCUGCAUUGGUCUGGAUGGACCUUCUGUUCAAUCCUAUGUCAGUUUGUUCAUAGGGCAAUUUUUUUGACUGCUUGUGAAUUGGAUGUAUGUACAUAAUUGGGUAGUGAUUAAAAUCUCAUGUGUCCUUCCACAUACUUAACUCUGUUUGCUGCAGCACUUGUGAGCUAUUUUUGUGGUUGUGAUUUUUAGAUGUUCAGCAAUCUUUUUCUCUGUACAGUACUGUAUGAUGCAUGUUAGUAUGUUUCCAGAUUUCAGUCUCAAUUGUCACAUGCUGAACAAUCUAGAUCACAAUCUUCUUUUUCUUCCAGUCUCCAGUGUGCUCUAAAGAGCUACAUAUAGUAUUAUUGGUCUUGCAGGUAUCCUUUCCUCAUCUCAUUCCUUGCUCUUCAUACUGUUACAGUUAGCCUUUGUGGUUAAAAAACAAUUAUGACCUGUCUUACAUUGUUCAUACAUGUUCCUUUUGUUUGACUGCUGUGGUCUUUAGGAGAAUUCACAGAAGUAUUUAAUCCUGUUUAUACAUAAAAGCAAGCUGGGAAAGAUUUUGAGAUGCAGCUUAUUGUUUAAUGUUUUCUCAAAAGUCAUUUUCAUGUUUUCUAAUUUUCAGGUAUUUUCAUUGUGUUAGUUUUAAACAUGGCUGGUUUCUUGUUUUUUCUUUCCUUUUUCUCUUUUAUUCUUCUUUCCACUCCUUGUCCAUUGUACCUUGACAUGUCGACUUUUGCAAGUGUUCUGUUGGCACCUUGUGCUUUGGAUCAUAUUAAGAAAAGCUUGGAGUCACAAGUCCUAAUUAUGAAAGAGAUUUACCAUGUGUUUAAAUAGGCUUGAAGUGGUCUUCUGGACUGUCAUAUAUUUGUCAUUCUUUCGUUUUCCUUUCCAUUUCUUUCUCUUCCCUGUGAUAAGGGUCAGGGUUGAGAAUUCAAAAUAUGUCAUGGCUCAUACUGAAAGCUAGCAGCUCUCUUAUGAGGGUCCUUAACUAGCUUCAGUCAACUAAAUUUCAGCCAAAUCUUCCAUAACGUUUUCAUCAUAUAAUCCAGAUGUUAACUUUUUCCACGGAGUUCGUCAGGAUGCUUCUCUUUUUGCCUCCAGGUUCUGUGAGACUACAGUUAAUGUUAUAAUAGGACUUCUUGUACUAUUCUUUCAGAGAAUCCUUUAAUUGUCUUGUAACAUGUCUAAAAGGGGAAAAAUAAAAUAAAAAGAACACUGAAUCAUC
Messenger RNA from Thrips palmi, 5553 nucleotides. RefSeq names its product poly(A) polymerase type 3 (gene hrg). The record is from RefSeq and is a predicted model, not a curated record. Gene Ontology annotation, cellular component: nucleus. Gene Ontology annotation, molecular function: poly(A) RNA polymerase activity; RNA binding. Lineage: Eukaryota; Metazoa; Arthropoda; Insecta; Thysanoptera; Thripidae. The transcript is spliced from 15 exons. Bases 418 to 2526 code for a protein of 702 amino acids.